CAUAUGCUUCAUAAAUAAGUAUGCAUACUUACACUGCUAUAAUAUCAUAUAUAUUGCCAAAAUUAUCAUUUCUCUUUUACAGUUAUCAUCUUUGUAUGUAGAUGUAGAUAAUCAAAUGGUACACGCAUACACAUGGUAAACAGAUGAAUAUUGCACAUAUAGUAUCUAGAUUUAUUAUAAUUGUGAAGAUAAAAGAAUAAAAAAAGGAAACUAAGAAAAGAAGAUAUAUUUGAAAUUUUUUUGAGAAAGGCAAUAUGCAACAAAACCUAGCACACGUUUCAUCUUUGAUCAAAAAAAGAACAACAAAGUAUCCACCGCCAUGUAAAAUCGUAAACAACAUAAUAAUCGGUGAUGAAGCACCGCUUUUUACGGAUUGCAACAGUUUUGGUGAACUGCUUUUCGAGAAAUUGAAAAAUAAUCCGCAUGUCAUAGGACAGAUAGACUCGGUUACGGACAAGCGGAUAACUUUUUCUGAGAUUAAGGACCGUAGUGUCAGAUGCGCAUUAUGGUUGAAAAAUCGUGGAAUACGCAGCGGAGAUAUCAUCGGCGUUUCCACUCAUUUUGAUUAUACAGCACCUUUGCUCGGCUGCCUCUUCAUCUGCGCUCAUUUUUAUCCCAUUCAUCACAAAAUCAGUAUUCAUGACUGCCGCUUCUUGCUGUCUCUGGCGAAACCCAAAAUUGUCUUCGUGAAUGCGGAUAUGGUAGAAAUUAUGGCGAAGGCUGCGAAGGAAGAAAAUUUAACUAUUGAAUUUGUGACUUUCGGACAUGCAAAAGGAUUUCAAAGUUUCCAGGAAAUUAUUCAGAAAGAACAAGAUGUGAUCGAUGAUUUUCGUUGCACACCAAUCUCCAGUUUGGAGGAGACCGCUCUGCUCACUUUGUCAUCCGGAAGUGUCGGGCAGCCUAAAGUAGUAAUGUUGUCACAUCGCGCCUUGAUUAACAAUAUGCUUAAUGACACCAUGUACGCCACAGAGAGUCAAAAAGUGGUAAUGUGGUUCGCAACUUUGCGUUGGAUUACUGGUAUUAUAAUGGUUCUUCGGUCGAUCUAUUUUUGCAAAACACAAAUUAUUACUGGGAUAUUCGACGCUGAACAAACGUGUAAAAUGAUCAAGAAGUAUAAUGUAGAGUGGUUUGCUAUUUCAUCCGGGAUGUUUGCAACCAUCGUAAAAAAUAAUCUUUUUCAAAAGUAUUGUUUAUCGUCCUUAAAGAAGAUAUGUGUAGGUGGUGCAGCUAUAAGAUCGCAAUUGUUAGAAACGGUGAUGAAAGCUUUGCCGUAUACAGAAAUUAUACACGUUUUAGGAAUGUGCGAGCUUAGUGGAACUGUUGCUACUCAGAGAGAAGGCGACAAGUUAGGUUCUGUCGGUUAUGUGCUUAAAAAUGUACAACUAAAAGUAAUUGACAUCGAUACUGGGAAUACAUUAGGUCCAAACAAAGUUGGCGAACUUCUAUGGAAGUCGCCUUACAUGCUGACAGGAUACUAUAAUAAUCCUGAAGCUACCAAAGAAACUUUAACCAAUGAUGGUUGGUUGCGCAGCGGUGAUUUGGGUUAUUACGACGAGGAUGGUGAACUUUAUAUUUGCGAUAGAAUCACAGAAACUAUUAGAGUCGAUGGAUUCAUGGUUUAUCCGACUGAAAUCGAAAACAUUCUCCAAGAUCAUCCAGCUAUUCGCGAAGUUGCCGUAGUGCGCAUACGUGACGACAUCAAUGAAGAACGCCCGAUCGCUUUCGUGUCAAAAUUUCCUGACGUAGAGGUAACAAUAGAGGAGUUGAUAAAAUUAGUAGCGGAUAAUUUAGAGGAUUAUAAGCAUCUUCGUGGUGGUGUGCAAUUCCUGGACGAACUUCCGCAUACAGAUACCGGCAAAAUUGCAAGAAAGCAACUUAGAGAAUUAGCAAAAUGCUUUGUAUCUAAUUAUGUUACCGCCUAAUUAUGUUACUGUCAAAUAUAAAAUAAUUAAUUUACUAUUGGUA
Messenger RNA from Pogonomyrmex barbatus (red harvester ant), 1965 nucleotides. RefSeq names its product luciferin 4-monooxygenase-like. Gene Ontology annotation, molecular function: CoA-ligase activity. Lineage: Eukaryota; Metazoa; Arthropoda; Insecta; Hymenoptera; Formicidae. The record is from RefSeq and is a predicted model, not a curated record.